Messenger RNA from Anopheles moucheti, 3123 nucleotides. RefSeq names its product WD repeat-containing protein on Y chromosome (gene WDY). Bases 1 to 3123 code for a protein of 1040 amino acids. Lineage: Eukaryota; Metazoa; Arthropoda; Insecta; Diptera; Culicidae. Gene Ontology annotation, molecular function: protein binding. The transcript has 3 exons. The record is from RefSeq and is a predicted model, not a curated record.
AUGGCCGGUAGAUUAUCUGUCAUCAAAUCAGAAAAAGAAAUUCAUCGUUUUGUAACUGGUGAGCAGAUAGAAUUUCUACGCGGACAGUUCCGUUGCCGCAACGACCAUCUAACCUUGGUGGAAUUGCGUGAAUUGCUGUGCGGAAUCGGACUGGAAUACACGGAUGAGGAGUAUCGGAACUUGUGUCUGCAGAUAAACACCGACCACGAUGAGUACUGCCAGUGGGAUGAAUUUAUCAGCUAUCUUAUACUCGGCUUUCAGGACGAUGAUCCACUGGGAGUAAAACAAUCGCUUGAUCCUCCUAUUUCGGGCGAUCUUUGUCUGAAGUUGCGCCGCCAGGUGUACACUAUCACAAAGAUCGAUUUUUGUCCAAUGGUGUACUACGACGGCAGUAUUAGUUGGUCGCAAGGACACUGGAUAACAACGUCUCGCGAGGGUGUGAUACAAUUUUGGACGGAAGACUGGAAACCGGCCAUGACGGCUAGAACGACACCGUCGAAUUUGAAACGAUCCAAAACUUGGGUGCUCGAAACCGUUCCUCUUCCAGAUGCGAGUAUGUUCUGCGUGGCUGGACUGGAAACGGAGCUACGCUUCUACGAUGUCGUUGCGUCGUCCUUCACGUUGAAGCUGGUGAUUGAACGACUUCCACAUCCAAUUAGUGCAAUGGCGUAUCGUUUUAACCAUCUCGAACCUGGCAAGCUUAUCACGGGUGACUACGACGGUCACUUACGCUUGUUUGUGUUUCAUCCCGAACGAAAAGCGACAUCAUCGAGUGAAACAUUUGGCACAAUCACGCGCGUUACCCUACAAGAUGUACAAUGCGGAAAGUACUCACCGUUGGAGUGUAUCGAUUAUGGACGUCUUCUACCCGAUAUAGUACGGUCGAUACGGUUUGUUGAUAGCCUGGGAAGCUUCGUAGCGUGCGCGGAAGAAAAUCCUCUAAUUGCCACUCGAGCCCGAUCACGUUCGGAACAACCAUGCAGCAUGAUCAUUCGCUCACUGGAUCUUUCUGUUGCAUUGAUGACGAGGUUUUACGUUCCACGUGGUGUGACUUGUUUCGCGUUUGAACCCUCCAACGAGCUGCUUGUUUCUGGUGGACCGGAUUGUGAUCUUCGUUUGUGGGAUAUACACCGACCUGAUAAGCCGUCCGUUGUGCUUGUAGGGCACACCUCGAGCAUUACGUUUGUUUUCCUGCAAGAUAAUGGCGAGAAGAUUUACAGCCUUGAUCAGAAGAAGAUUAUCAAAGUGUGGGAUGUGCGCAAUCGGGUCCUGUUGCAAACGUUUAGCCAGUUUUCGACCGUGCUCGUGAAAGGCACUCCAGCCUGUGCGUACUACAAUAUGCGUGAGCGGGAGCUUGUCGUAGCCAGCAAUAAGCUAUUUGUCACGGCCUGCUGUCCUGAGAUUGCGCUGGAUCGUACAGAUGGCGAUAGUCAUACCAAGCCCGUAUCGGUGCUGUUGUACAAUGAUCUGUAUCAACUGGUAGUCAGCUGCGGGUUCGACAGUUUCAUCAUAGUUUGGGACCACCGGUUGAAUCGAAAGAUGACGAUCAUCACGGAAGCGCACACGCAGAUACGUAAUGGAGUGCUGGAACCGGUAGAAAUCACGGCAGCGUGCUUUGACGGGAAGCAGCAGCUGCUAUUGACCGGUGCACGCAAUGGUUCGUUAAAAAUCUGGAAUAUUAGUGGCCGAACGUGCAUGCGCACGAUACAAAUGGACGACGAUUGCGAAGUGACAGCCGUAUUUUGGCAAGCGAAUCGUAUUCUAGCAAUGGGCUGGAAUCAUCGGGUCGUAGAAUUCGCUGCGUUCACGGAGAAUGAUGAGUACCCGCGCGGACUGCAGUGGCGCAAACUGCACUCGGAUGAUAUUCUUUGUGCGGCGGUCAGUGGUUCAAUGCCUGGCGUGAUGGCCACUUCCAGUUACUCUGGGGAACUGGUUUUUUGGAUGCUGGAAACAGGCCAGCCGUACUGCCGGUUUGACGCAACCAAUCCUCGAUCACGAGUGCCGAUCUUAUUCCGCGAAGCUCCGGAAUCAAAACCUCACAAAUUGGCUCCAAGGCGGUCUAUGUUUGCAGUAGCUUCUGGACACUUGGCGCAGCGCCGUCUGUCCCGGGUCGUAAUGCCAUCCGGGUUAGAACAGAUGCGACGGCUUUCGAUACAGUCAUUGCUGUUUCUCCCAAACCGUCCGAUGCUUGCUGAGUAUGGAACAAUGGUUGGUUCGCUUGAUAAUGGAACAGUCCAGGUGUGGUCGCAUCACCCAAAAGGAGGCUUCAAGGGACAGUUUAAUGGAAUCCAUAUGGCAGGCGAUAGGAUAAUAACGCUGGCAACUGACAAAGCAAACAGAUUCCUUUUCACCGGUACAGCAUUAGGAUACGUUAAAACGUGGUACAUUGAAAAUUGCUGGAUACCGAACGAAGACAAAUUCCAUGUGAAUAAACCGGCGCUACGAGUCAUGUUUCCAUUUCUACUUAACGAUGUUGUACCGGGUCGUGCUAAGCGGUCCGCCAAAGAUCAACCCAAACCAUGGCUACUGAAUUCCUACCAAGCGCAUUGGACCUGUGUUACUGGCCUGAUAUAUCUAGACGCUACGGGCCUGUUGUUGAGCUGCAGCAGUGAUCGCACUAUACGCCUGUGGACCCUCGCAGGACGCUACAUUGGCCUGCUGGGUAGCCCAGUAACCUGGGAACCAUUGGCGACUGAUUUACCUCCGCCAGAAGGCUAUCGUUUCCGUAUUCCGCCGGAUUUGCAGCGAGAGGUAAGUUUUACCACGGCGAAAGUGUUACGAGGUGGGAAAGAUUUCCCACGAAUACGAACCAUAAGUGGUGGAGGUGGCUUAACAAGCAGUGGAAUUGUUUCGGCUGAUCGACAAAAGCACACACCAGCGAUAGAGACGUACGGUUGCGCGCUAGUUGAACCGAUAGUGAAUACAACUGUGCUGAAACUACCAUCCAAAGAACCGAAAUUGCGGACGAUAAAAUUGGAACACACCUAUCCCUCGUUGCCGUUGUAUGGGCACAUGGUACAGUUUCCCAUCAAAGCAAUAGAAUAUUCGGCACAACUUGAACUGAUACUGAAAAGAACGGAAAUGCUAAAAUUUAAAGAAGAACCGCAUGACCGCGAUCCAUGA